Oxyura jamaicensis (ruddy duck) is the source of this 1414-nucleotide messenger RNA. Its product is annotated as uromodulin-like. The record is from RefSeq and is a predicted model, not a curated record. Gene Ontology annotation, biological process: neutrophil migration. The transcript has 9 exons. Bases 117 to 1373 code for a protein of 418 amino acids. Gene Ontology annotation, cellular component: apical plasma membrane; cell surface. Gene Ontology annotation, molecular function: calcium ion binding. NCBI's taxonomy places the organism in Eukaryota, Metazoa, Chordata, Aves, Anseriformes, Anatidae.
AUCACAGAGGCAGCAUGUUUGUGGGGGGAGAGGAUGAGCUGCUAGGAGGUGAUAUAAAGCUGGCAGCAGGAAGUGCAAGAAGGACCCAGCCUGCUGUGUGUAGAUGAGCUCUGACAAUGGAAGGGACUGUGACAUAUUUGCUGCUGGUCUCUGCCCUAUGCCUGGCUGGCUGUGAAGGCAACAAGAGUGAGCUGGUGAGCCCUCACAGCCUGAGGGAAGGUUUUGCCCUGCGUCCCAAGAGGAAUUCAGACACCUGCCUGCUGAACCCAUGCCAACACCAGGGGGACUGCCAGAUGGUGGAGGACAGACCCAUUUGCAGCUGCAAACCUGGUUUCACAGGGGCGUUGUGCCAAGAUGUUGUACUAAAAUUGGCCUGCGAGGAAGAGCACAUGAAGAUGAUGGUGAGGAAGGAGGUGUUUGAACUCUUGAAAAUCCCCCGGGAACUUGUCCACUUGAAGAACCAGGCAUGCAAGGUUUCAGAAAGGGAAGAAGAGGGCGAGUGGUUUUUUGCAGCCACUCUCACAGGUGAAAAUCACACUGCCUGUGGAUCAAUAAUUCAGCAAAACAGCUCCCAUGUGUCAUACUCAAACGUCAUUGAGUCAGAGCGGGAAGUACACAGGAGUGUGAUCUCCCGGAGUUUUCAACUGGAGGUGCAUUUCUCCUGCGUCUAUGCCUAUGAGCAGGUGGUGAAGGUGCCCUUUGCUCUCACCGCUGUCGACAAGCUGGUGCAGUUCGUGGUCAAAGAAGGGCACUUCAAUGUCAGCAUGAGGCUGUACAAGACUCCUUCCUACCUCCAGCCCUAUCACCCGCCGACCACAGCUAUCCCCAUCACAGACACACUCUAUGCCAUGCUGAAGAUAGAAGGACAGCAUCAGCUCCGAUACUUCCUCCUGAGUGUUGAGGACUGCUGGGCCACGCCAAGCUCAGAUCCCUACCAGGAUGUGCGGCAUGAGCUCAUUGAGCAGGGGUGUCCCCACGACGAAACUGUGACGUACCUGAAUGCCAUAGGAGAGAGCACUACAGCCAAGUUCAGCUUCCAGAUGUUUCAGUUUGUGGGGUACUCCGAGGUGUUCCUGCACUGCCGUGUCCGGCUGUGUCUCCCCGACAGUCCUGAGCCCUGCGCCAAGCAAUGCCCCAGACACUGGAGGAGCAAGCGGGCGCUGGCGGAUGACUACAAUAAGAUUGUCUCCUAUGGGCCCAUCCACCUGCUGGCUGCUCCUUCCUUGGAAGCAGAGAGCCAUCAUUCCAGGGCUGACCACCAGGACAUGCAGGAACCCAGCCUGUGGCUCCCUGGGGGCCUCAUCCUGCUGUGCGUGCUUGGUGUGUUCGCUGUGGCUGCCGCAGCUGUCAGCAUGAGGAGGCAGACGCUGUAGAAAAUGGCUGUUUCCAAAUAAACAUAGCAGUAGCAGAGAAA